CGAAAACUGAGUUCGAAGAGAUGGACGAGUCUUUUAUUUCUCUCGCGAAAUAUAUAUACUGGCCUUCAAAGUCAUUAAUACCUAUAUAAACUCGAAUCUUUUUUCUGUUAGAUUUGCCAUUCCGAUCCUUUCAUCGCCUAUUCUUUCCAAUUAAUUAAACGUUUCUUCUAAGCCUGUAUAAUUUAAAGCUUCUUGAAGACUUUAAGUUUUCAGCUCAGGAAUAUCAUCUUUUUCUCCUGAAUUUGUCUUCUUUUUCAGUUAUCUUGGAUCUCUAACCAGCUUUCCUUGGACAGUAGGAUCUGAAAAAUAAACCAGCAGGGUUUUUUGGGGUUACCACCAGUAGCAGCAGCAGCAGCAGCAGCAGCAGCAGCGGCAGGAGGAGUAGAGAGAGAGAGAGAGGUGGGGCUGGGCUGGCUGUAAGGCUUUAAUCUGGAUAGUAAGUGGAAUCAAGAAAAGGAAAGAAAUCCACCACUGGACAUGCAAAUAUGGAACCAAAAAUGGGAAUGAAGGGCAAAGGAAUAGAAGGAGAAAUAGUACAAGUUCAAGGCGGUCACAUUCUUCGGUCAACUAGCCAGAAGGACCGGCACAGCAAGGUCUACACCGCGAAAGGCCCGAGAGAUAGAAGAGUUAGGCUUUCUGCUCAUACCGCAAUACAAUUUUACGAUGUCCAGGACAGGUUAGGCUACGACCGGCCUAGCAAGGCAGUUGAUUGGCUAAUUGAAAAGGCGAAAGACGCCAUUGAUAAGCUAGAUGCGCUACCCCCUUGGCACGCGAACGACACUUCAGUAGCUCAAAAUUCAGAAUCUAAUCCUAGUUCAAGUGGGACAAAAGUUAAAAUUCAAUCAGACUCUUCGUUUAUUCAACCCGAAUCUGACACGGAAUUCAUGAACACGAUGAAAUCUUUCUUCCCAACAAGUUCCAGUGCAGCUUCUUUAAUGAAUUUUCAGAAUUUUCCACAUGAUAUAAUGUCCAGAGCCUCAUUUCAGGCUGAAGACCUUGGUCUUUCACUUCACACUUUGCAAGACCAAAAUUCGAGGCCUUCGACUAAUCCAGACCCAUCUGGUUCUACAUUUCAGGAUAAUUAUCAAAAAAUGGAUAGUUGGAGUGCCAAUGGAAGUGUCGAAAAUAGGGUUGGAUUUCAUAUUGACUCACACACAGUCCCCCAAGUCCAACAAGCAUUUAUCUCCCAGGACUUGCCAUUUUCUAAUAGGGAACUCCUUCAAUCCAAUUACUCAAACUUUAUUCAGCAUAAUCAACAGCCAAGUGUUCACCAAUCUUCAGAUUCUGGUAGCCAUUUCGCUUUCGGUUUUCAAGUUCCAGCUCGAAUUCAUGGAGAAGACAAGCCAGAAACUCAAAAUUAAACGAAGACAAAUUCAUUUCCAUCAUCAGGACUUUUGUUAAUUGGGAUCUCAGCCUCGAAGAUUUUUCAGGAACUCAACAGCAAAGUAGAAAAGUUCAUAUGGCUCAAGUUAUUUUAGGCAAUUGAUUUAUGUUUUGACUCAAUAUUUUGUGCUUAUUUUGUUAUCAUGUCCUCCAUUUACAAUUUUGCAGUCAAAUUUCUUUAUUUAAUUUUCUGUACGUACCAAGAACCAGGAUUGAGUUCAGCUCGCAUUUGCCUUUUUUC
This is a messenger RNA of Olea europaea var. sylvestris, 1624 nucleotides long. RefSeq names its product transcription factor TCP4-like. The record is from RefSeq and is a predicted model, not a curated record. The coding region runs from base 486 to 1361 and encodes 291 amino acids. Gene Ontology annotation, biological process: regulation of secondary shoot formation. Gene Ontology annotation, molecular function: sequence-specific DNA binding; DNA-binding transcription factor activity. Gene Ontology annotation, cellular component: nucleus. The transcript has 3 exons. Lineage: Eukaryota; Viridiplantae; Streptophyta; Magnoliopsida; Lamiales; Oleaceae.